AUGAGGAAAUCGCUCUGCCUUAGCAGCAGCAGCAGUAGCAACAUCAGCAAUCAGCUCGCGGCUAUAGGAAACAAUAUCCACGCUCAUUGGUUGCCGACCGACGACGUGCAGCGUGGCGGCGAUGCUUGCCGCAAAGGACGCGCGACCGUCCGAUCUGACUCGUUCUCGGACUGCGGCUAUAUUCGUACUUUGUUGAAGGUUAUUUCCGGCUACGUGAACAAAACCACCGCAGCAGGUCGCUUCCAGCUGACCGCCCUAGCAACAGCGGCAGCAGCAAUAUUCUAUUUUCAGAAGUGGGAUGGCGAUGACGAGCACAUGGAGGACGACGAAAAUGAAGACGAAAACGGAGCUCAAGAUGGCGGUCGAAUUAGCGGUGAAAGGUUUUUCCAUCCGGAGGAGCUGAAACAGUUGAUUCCUGUUUUUCGAGAAGGUUGUGGCGUUAUGGACUGGAUUAAUUCCAUCGAUCAUUAUCAGCAACUGUAUGCCUGGAGUGAUAAAUCGACGUUGCUGUAUGCAACAUGCCGUCUAACAGGUGCUGUUAACCAGUGGUUUUUGGGUGUGCGUCAGCAUAUUUUAAGCUGGAAAGAUUUCAAGGCGACGAUUCUGUUGGCUUUCCCAGAUCGUGAAGAUGGAGCCGAUGUGUAUCGGAAGCUAUCUCGAUGUUUGAAGGACACGAAAGAAACGUACGACAACUAUGUGUUCCGGAUGAAUGCCAUCGCGUCUCGUCAGUACGGUAGCAUCUACGAGUUACUGGAUCAUAUCCGGUACUGUGAAGCCAAUCAGGAGCUGUGUAAACGUCGAAGUUUUCCGUCUAGGAGCAUCAGCCAGAAGCAGCAAAUGAAUAAUCCGAUACCGAAAAAGUCACACGAGGAAAGUAAGUUGUCCGGAAGCUCAGCGACUUCGAACAAGCGGAGCGACGAGUGUUUUAAUUGCCAUGGAACGGGGCACAUCUCGAUAAAUUGUCCCCAGCCACAACGACGACCAAGGUGCCAAAUAUGUCGCAAAGUGGGACACGACGAGCAGCAUUGUUUCAAGCGAACCCGAAACGACCGUCAAGCGGCAAUCGACGAAUCGGAAAUGAACCAAGCAGUCGAAGCUAGGAACGAAAGCACGGCGUAUCCAAUCAGCAAGCAGAACGACCUGAUACCGACGACUGAAGGGAAGUUUCUCGAAGUUAAUUCCAACUCGAUGGUGGCGUGCAACGUCAUCAUAGGCGGACAAGUGAAGGCGAUGCAGGCGUUGGCAGACUCAGGUUGUCCGGUGAGUCUGAUUAAGCAAUCUUGUAUUUCUGAAAGCAUUAAGCUUAGUAGGGCCAGUGAUAGGGAUCUAGCUGGCGUGAAUGAUUCGAAGAUACAGAUAGUAGGGACGUACUCGACAACCAUUUUGAUUGAUAUGUCUGUAUAUGUAGCUAACUUGACUGUAGUUACUGAUAACACCAUGAAAGUUGACUUAAUCGUGGGACGAAGAUUUCUACAAGACAAUUGUUUUCGCGGAUUAGCUUUUCUUUCCGAUGAUUGUUCGUAUGAUGUCGAUGCGAUGAGGAAUGUUUUUGAUGGCGACGUAGCAGAUGCAAGCAUUUUUUUUGUCGAUGCAAAUGUUGAGCUCGACAUCGGUGAUACAGUCGAGACCAGAUCGUUGGAAGGUGACGUUUACGAACUUUUCAAUCGUGAUUAUUUAAACCGCGCGAAACCCCUUGAGGCUUUGAUAAAGCAUUGCGUGGAGACAAAGUUAAAAGAAGAUCGUUACUACAAUGCAACUCCUCUGCGUCUCAGUGAUUACGAACGUAAGCAACAAAAUAAAAUCGUACAAGAAAUGUUGUCGAACGGUAUUAUCCGCGAAAGUGAAUCUCCAUAUUCCAGUCGUGUCGUUCUUACUCGUAAGAAAAGCGGCGAGUAUCGCCUAUGCGUGAACUUUAAACCGUUGAAUAAGUUGGUGGAGCGGAAUCAUUUCCCAUUACCGAUUAUCGAAGAUCAGAUUUCGAAAUUGCAGGGCCGUAAAUAUUUUACGUCGCUCGAUAUGAAGAACGGGUUUUACCACGUUGACAUCGCGGAAAAUUCCAAGAAGUACUUGUCCUUUGUCACGGAAGAGGGCCAGUUUGAGUUCAAUAAGUUACCGUUCGGUUAUACAAACUCCCCGUCGAUAUUCGCGCGAUACGUAAUGAAGGUAUUGAAGGAGUUCAUUGACUCCAAUGAGAUUGUUGUUUUUAUUGACGACAUACUGUUAAGUACUGUGACCGUUAGCGAACACUUUGAUCUGUUAUCGAGAGUCUUCCGUACCUUAUCCGAUACAUUAAUCUGA
Molecule: messenger RNA, 2298 nt
Organism: Armigeres subalbatus
Lineage: Eukaryota; Metazoa; Arthropoda; Insecta; Diptera; Culicidae
Exons: 4
Coding region: 1-2298 (765 amino acids)
Molecular function (GO): zinc ion binding; nucleic acid binding
Source: RefSeq, a predicted model, not a curated record